Molecule: messenger RNA, 2231 nt
Organism: Ipomoea triloba (trilobed morning glory)
Lineage: Eukaryota; Viridiplantae; Streptophyta; Magnoliopsida; Solanales; Convolvulaceae
Product: probable galacturonosyltransferase 15
Exons: 7
Coding region: 277-1926 (549 amino acids)
Molecular function (GO): polygalacturonate 4-alpha-galacturonosyltransferase activity
Source: RefSeq, a predicted model, not a curated record
AAUAAAAUAAAAUAAAAAGAACCGUACAGUAUUAGCUUAUUAUUGCAGAGCACAGAGUGCGUGAUCACAUUCUCUCUUUCAGAAACCAACAUACAUGUCCGCACAUACUCUGUGUAUCGGCUUAUGAAUAUAUACAAAGCUCGAUCUCGAGAUUAAACUUCAAAAGUCGAAUCUAAAGAGGUGCAGAUGCAGUGGACAGGGAAGAGUGAGCUUGGAUCUGAAGGGAGAAGUGAAAUGAGAUGAGAGUUUCGUUUGGUGGAAAUCGAGGAUUCAGAGAUGAAGUUUUACAUAUCGGCGACGGGGAUUAAGAAAGUUACGAUUUCGAAUUCUGGUUCCGUUGAAGGCGGAGAAGUUUUCGCCGGCGGGAUGAAGGCAAAAGGAUCGCCCCGUAUCGGUCGGCGGAUAUCUCACAGGGCGGUGAUGUUUCCGGCAAUAUUAACGCUUUUGCUUUUUUCCUUUCUCUUCGUCAGAAUCGCUUUUCUCUUCCUUGAAUCCGCUGCCAUUUGCUCCACCUCUCUCGGCUGUCUUGGAUGGAGAAUUUUCGGCGGGAGUGAUUCGGCUCUGCUCAGAGAAGAGCUGACGAGGGCACUGCUGGAGGUCACAAGCAUUGAUGGUGAGAAUGGAAUUGGGGGAAUGGAGGGUUUAACUCCAGUUACAGCCUCAUUCAAUGACCUUGUUAAGGAAAUGACUUCAAAUAGACAUGAUAUCAAGACCUUUGCUUUCAAGGCUAAAGCUACGAUGUUGAAGAUGGAACAGAUGGUUCAAUCAGCUAGGAAGCAGGAGUCCAUUUACUGGCAUUUAGCUUCUCAUGGUGUACCCAAAUGGAUGCAUUGUCUUUCUCUCAAGCUGGCUGAGGAAUAUGCAGUGAAUGCUGUGGCACGAUCUCGCUUACCUGCACCAGAAUAUGUUUCCCGCCUCACUGACCCUUCUUUCCAACAUGUUGUUCUACUAACAGACAAUGUGCUUGCUGCCUCUGUUGUAAUCUCCUCUACCAUCAAAAGCUCAAUGACCCCAGGGAGGAUGGUGUUUCAUGUAGUGACUGAUAAGAAAACAUACACUGCUAUGCAUGCAUGGUUUGCAAUGAAUUCCAUUAACUCAGCUGUUGUGGAAGUAAAAGGCCUGCACCAAUAUGAUUGGCCUCAUGAUGUGAAUAUUGGGAUUAAGCAGAUGCUAGAGAUUCAUCACUUGAUUUGGGGCCACAAAUUUGAUAGAAUCAAGGAUGAAGUUGCUGCAUUUGAUGAUAAGCUUGACAAGGAUCUAGAUUAUCAAUGGCCAACCAGCAUAUCCCUUUUGAAUCACCUCCGCAUUUAUAUCCCUGAGCUCUUUCCAGAUCUGAACAAGAUUGUAUUCUUGGAUGAUGAUACUGUUGUUCAACAUGACUUAUCAUCUCUGUGGGAUUUAGACCUCAAUGGCAAAGUUGUUGGUGCAGUUUUUGAUUCGUCGUGUGGAUAUGGAUGUUGCCCUGGAAGAAAAUAUAUGGACUAUUUCAAUUUCACAAACCCAUUCAUAUCAUCCAAGUUAAAUUAUGAUCAGUGUGGAUGGCUUUAUGGAAUGAACCUCUUUGACCUCCAAGCAUGGAGGAAGGAAAAUAUUACCGCAACUUAUCAUCAAUGGCUUAAAUAUAACCUCAACUCUGGUUUUGAAUUAUGGCGUCCUGGAGCACUUCCGCCUGCUUUAAUAGCUUUUGAGGGUAAGGUGCAGCCAAUUGAUCCUUCAUGGCAUGUUGCUGAAUUGGGUGAUCGAUUUCCACAAGUUGAAGAAUCAGUGUUGAAAGCUGCAGCUGUAAUACAUUUCAGUGGACCAGCGAAGCCGUGGCUUGAGAUUGCAGCCCCUGAGAUACAAAGCUUGUGGAGCCGAAAUGUAAAUUUCUCAAAUGAAUUUGUCAGGGAUUGCGGAAUUGUGAGCACAAGGGCAAAGAGGGCGUAAGUCUCUCCUCACUUGUGCUCCAAUUCGUUCGAAAAGAAGUUAUCAGAGAAAUAGUUUGAGUCAGGGGGAAGAAGGUAUUGCCUUCAGUCUCUGCUUAUACUACUGAGAUUGUUUUCCUUGUCCAUAAAAUAGGGAAUAGAUGAAGGUAGCAGCUGGUAUAAUACCCCUAUACAGUCUAGAAAUCUGACUUUCACGACAUCGAUAUAUAUCUUCUAGCAUGUCAUUAUGAGUAAAUAGAACACUAUAAUUCUGGUUCUUAGUCGACCAAUAUGGCAAUAUAAUGCUUUAUUUCAUCGUUUUUUUUA